AUGUUUGGUUUGAAGUGUGCUCUAUCCAGGUCAUGCUUGGCCUCGAACAGCUCAUCUUCCCUUUGGAGAGCAGCGUCUAUUAGAAGAACGUACAUCCUGCCAAUGGCUAAGAAGCACAGCUCUACAAAGGAGGCACCUGCUGUGGAGAGCACAGAACCACAAGCAGUCGUGGGGAAACUAAAACCACCGAAGAGUCCGCUAAACGAGUACCAGGCUGCUUACCAGCGCAUCAUUUCGUACACGCUAAUCCCUGUCACCAUAAUCCCAUUCUAUACAGCGUACGCUGGGAUCGCAUUGUAUCCGACCCUCGAUUUUGCAAUUUCCAGUCUGUUCAUUGCAUAUUGUCACUACGGGUUCAAAAGCCUCAUACUGGAGUACUUACCUACCGCGAAAUUCCCAAGAACGCAUAGAUUCUCAACGUGGGGGUUGUACUUGGCGUCUCUCUUGAGUAUGUGUGGGGUGUAUCAACUUGAGACGGAAAACAACGGUGUCUUCGAUUUGAUAGCACGGUUGUGGAAUUACGAUGAACGAAAUCUGUACGUUUUCGGUAAAAACUAA
This is a messenger RNA of Huiozyma naganishii CBS 8797, 558 nucleotides long. It is a transcript of the gene TIM18, whose product is annotated as Tim18p. Gene Ontology annotation, cellular component: membrane; mitochondrial envelope; TIM22 mitochondrial import inner membrane insertion complex. The coding region runs from base 1 to 558 and encodes 185 amino acids. The transcript has a single exon. Gene Ontology annotation, molecular function: transmembrane protein transporter activity. The record is from RefSeq and is a predicted model, not a curated record. Lineage: Eukaryota; Fungi; Ascomycota; Saccharomycetes; Saccharomycetales; Saccharomycetaceae. Gene Ontology annotation, biological process: protein insertion into mitochondrial inner membrane.